Cinclus cinclus is the source of this 2865-nucleotide messenger RNA. It is a transcript of the gene KLHL29, whose product is annotated as kelch like family member 29. Bases 32 to 2797 code for a protein of 921 amino acids. The record is from RefSeq and is a predicted model, not a curated record. NCBI's taxonomy places the organism in Eukaryota, Metazoa, Chordata, Aves, Passeriformes, Cinclidae. The transcript is spliced from 12 exons. Gene Ontology annotation, molecular function: protein binding.
AGAACCAGUGUUCUUCUAAGGCAGAGAAGGCAUGACAGGGUCUUGCCUUGGUGGCUACAGAGUAUGGUCACUCUGCUGGGCCCUCAUCCCUAACUCCUCUUCCUCAUUAAUCUUCCAGGCAGGCUCUCGAGUUCCCCCUGAGACACCGCUGCCCUCCACCGAGAUGUCACGGCACCACAGCCGGUUUGAAAGAGAUUACCGUGUCGGGUGGGAUCGCAGGGACUGGAGCUCCAACGGGACCCACGUGGGCAGCACCAGCUGCAGCAGUGCCAGCACCACCAGCAGCUCCCGGCCCGGGCUGCUCCCCCUGCCCAUCGUCCCCACUCGCCUCCCUGCCCCGGCCACCGCCGCCUGCACCACCGGCAACAGCGAUGUCAUCACCAGCCUGGUGGCCAACUCCUCCCCAGCUUCCAGUACCAAAACACCUUGCAUUUCCAAGACUGAAAAUCAGCCUCAAGGACUUGCAACAAGCGUCAGGUGGGGACAGACACCCAUCAAUCAGUCCACGCCCUGGGACACUGAUGAGCCUCCAUCUAAACAGAUGAGGGAGAAUGAAAACCCAGGUGCAGCGCCCUGGGUCACCACGGUGGCGGCGGGCAGCCAGCCCGCGCUCAUCACACACUCCUACGGGAUGACACAGCCGCCCACCUUCAGCCCAGCCGCCAACGUCCAGGCCCCUGUCAUCGGCGUCACACCCUCCCUCCCGCCGCACGUCACCCCCCAGCUCCCGUUGAUGCCAGGCCACUACCAGCUCCAGCCGCAGCCCUCCCAGCCCCUCAGCAGCAUGGUGGUCAACCUGCAGAGCCAGCCCUUGUACACCAACAGCCAGCCCCUCAGCAUGUCCUCCAUGAGCGGCGUGGGCCCGGUGGCCCACCCAGGCCCCGCGGCGGUGGGCAACGGCCACCUGGCCUGCCCCAUGCUGCCGCCGCCGCCGCCGGCCCUGCCCUCGGCCGCCCUGCCCAGCGGCGCGCCCGCCACCAACGGGCAGGCGGCUGCCCCGCUGCCCCCCAACGCGGCCGCGGUGGGAGGCCCGGACAACACCAACGGGGUGCAGAUGCUGCGGACGAUCGGCGUGGGGAAGUACGAGUUCACGGACCCCUGGCACCCCAAAGAAAUGUUGAAGGAGUUGAACCAGCAACGCAGAGCGAAAGAGUUUACAGACCUGAAAAUUAUUGUUGAAGGCAAAGAGUUUGAAGUCCACCAAAAUGUUCUAGCUUCCUGCAGCUUGUAUUUCAAGGACCUGAUUAAAAGGUCACCACGAGACAGCAGCAGAAGCGGGGAGAAGCUGGAACUGGCCAUGUCCAACCUCACUGCGGAUGUCCUGGAGUUACUCCUGGAAUUUGUUUAUACAGGUUCUUUGAUCAUAGAUUCAGCCAAUGCAAAAACACUACUGGAAGCUGCCAGCAAGUUCCAGUUUCAUACUUUCUGUAAAGUCUGCGUUUCAUUUCUAGAAAAACAGCUGACUGCUAGCAACUGCUUAGGAAUAUUAGCCAUGGCUGAAGCCAUGCAGUGCACUGAACUAUACAACAUGGCCAAAGCUUAUGCCCUGCAAAUUUUCCCAGAGGUGGCAAACCAAGAAGAGAUCCUUAAUAUCUCAAAAGACGACUUCAUUUCCUACAUGUCCAAUGACAGCCUGAACACCAAAGCAGAGGAGCUGGUGUAUGAAACAGUGAUAAAGUGGAUUAAGAAGGACGCUGCAAUCAGAGCUCAGUAUGCUGCAGAGCUGUUGGCAGUGGUGCGGCUCCCCUUCAUCCAUCCCAGCUAUCUCCUGAAUGUUGUUGACAAUGAGGAGUUGAUAAAGUCUUCGGAGGCUUGCCGGGAUCUGGUGAACGAAGCCAAACGUUAUCACAUGCUGCCACACGCCCGCCAGGAGAUGCAGACACCAAGGACCCGGCCCAGGCUCUCUGCAGGAGUAGCCGAGGUAAUAGUCUUAGUUGGGGGUCGCCAGAUGAUUGGCAUGAACCAACGUGCUUUAACAGCAGUCACUUGCUUAAAUCCUCAAAACAACAAGUGGUACCCACUGGCCAGCCUGCCCUUCUAUGAUCGAGAGUUUUUCAGCGUGGUCAGCGCUGGAGACAACAUCUAUCUCUCAGGCGGCAUGGAGUCGGGUGUCACGCUGGCUGAUGUCUGGUGUUACAUGUCCUUGCUCGAUAACUGGAACCUCGUGUCCCGCAUGACAGUCCCAAGGUGUCGACAUAACAGUCUGGUGUACGAUGGCAAAAUUUAUACCAUUGGAGGGGUCGGUGUGGCAGGCAACGUUGACCAUGUGGAAAGGUACGACACCAUCACCAACCAGUGGGAGACCAUCGCCCCCCUGCCCAAGGCCGUGCACUCGGCUGCGGCCACCGUGUGCGGGGGCAAGAUCUACGUCUUUGGAGGGGUGAACGAGGCCGGCCGAGCCGCGGGAGUCCUGCAGUCCUACAUCCCCCAGACCAACACGUGGAGUUUCAUUGAGUCCCCGAUGAUCGAUAACAAAUAUGCUCCUGCAGUCACUCUCAAUGGGUUCAUCUUUAUUCUUGGAGGAGCUUAUGCACGAGCAACCACCAUCUAUGACCCAGAGAAAGGCAAUAUUAAAGCAGGUCCCAACAUGAACCACUCCAGGCAGUUCUGCAGUGCUGUGGUUCUGGAUGGAAAAAUCUAUGCUACUGGUGGGAUCGUCAGCAGUGAAGGACCUGCUCUGGGAAACAUGGAAGCCUACGACCCUAAAACAAAUACAUGGACACUUCUACCAAAUAUGCCCUGCCCUGUUUUCCGACACGGCUGCGUAGCAAUCAAGAAGUAUAUUCAGAGUGGCUGAUGUUCCCCAGGAGUUGGAUGGAGAACUGUUUGUACCUGCUGAUAAAAGGCAAAACGAAUACUAUUACU